Molecule: messenger RNA, 429 nt
Organism: Theileria parva strain Muguga
Lineage: Eukaryota; Apicomplexa; Aconoidasida; Piroplasmida; Theileriidae
Exons: 5
Coding region: 1-429 (142 amino acids)
Source: RefSeq, a predicted model, not a curated record
AUGCAUUUAAUCAUGGAUUUUCCUUCAAAUUCCUUUUCAUUAUCUUACAAUAACUUAUUUGAUCCAAGCAAUUCUGAAAACUACUUUACACAAAAUCAAAAUUCCACUAGGAACAAUUUAUCUGAUAGUUUUCUUUCCAGAAAUCAGAGUCCUUUCACUAAUCAAUAUAAAACUUUUAACACAGACCCAGUUGAUUCUUUCAACUUCUCAAGGAUGCUCCCUCCUAGAAUGAACAAUCUAAUGCAUGAUUUCCUUAACAAAUCUUUAAAAAUGAAAGACUGUCUAUCCAUUGAUGAGGAGCUUUCCCUAAUCGAGAACAUAAUUAAUCAACAAAAAGCCUUGGCAAGUGUUUCAGAUAACAUGCCAUUUCUGGAACUGGUAGAUGAAACAACUACUGGUUUCAACGAAAAGAUGAAAUUAUACAAAUAA